AGGGCAGCAUAUGGCCUUUUACAUAUGAUCGAUGAACUAAACAAUCUUUUUCAUCUGUGAUUCCCCUCUCUUCGUCUUGUCAGCUUUGUAAAUCAUGCAGCCCAGAAAGUGUUUGAAACUCUCGACUCGUUUCUCCGAAACUGCAGGUCUUCAUUUCAGCCCCACAAUCCCCACCUUCGCCACAUUCCCUGGUGAUAAUUUCUCCAGCUGUAUUCCCGGCGCAGCGGCGUUGUCGCUGGGGAUGGAAGAUUCUGUUCGAUUAGUAGAGGCGAUCAUCGGUUACAGUUUCGGGAGGAAGACGCUUCUGGAAGAAGCCCUCACCCAUUCUUCUUUCUCUGAGAGCCUUAAUUAUGAACGAUUGGAGUUCAUCGGCGACGCCGUAUUGGGCCUCGCCACCAGCAACCACCUCUUCCGUGUUUAUCCCGACCUCGACCCCGGUAAACUCUCGCUUCUUCGGGCGGCUAAUGUUAGCACCGAGAGGCUCGCUCGUGUUGCCCUUCGUAAAGGCCUCAUUCGCUACAUGCGACACAGUGCUCCUUCUCUUCUUGACAAGGUAAUAGAGUUUGCUGAGAUUGUGAGCCAAGAAGGUGGUUUUGUUACCUAUGGUGGAUCAGUGAAAGCUCCAAAGGUUCUUGCUGAUAUUGUGGAGUCCAUUGCUGCUGCAGUUUAUGUUGACGUUCAUUAUGACAUUCACACCUUUUGGGCGAUAUUUAGAGGUGUUAUGGAGCCACUAGUAACGCCUGAUGAUCUCAAGCAACAACCACAACCUGUGACUCUGCUUUUUGAGUUAUGUCGGAAGCAGGGGAAAGAAAUUCUCAUAAAGCAUCAGAAAAAUGGCAAAAAAAUCCUAGCCAGUGUUUAUGUGAAUGGAAAGUCUGUUGUUACAGCUGUUGCUGACCAGAAGAACAUUGCAAGGCUUAAUGCUGCCAAGGCAGCUCUGCCUCUCUUGGCCAAUUCUGAUCCUGCUAUUGCUGGACUUAACUUGUGUUCUGAUAUUAAUGGUCCUUUUGAGAUCAAAGGGGCGAAGCAUUACUUGCACGAGAUCUGUGAAAAGAUCAAGUGGUACAAACCUGCAUACCGAAUUGAGAAUGAUAGUGGUCCUCCACACAACAAGAAAUUCACUUGCUCGGUUCGCAUAGCGACUGAGGAAGGUAUACUAUGCAUGAUGGGAGAAGAAAAAUCAAGAAUGAAGGAGGCAGAGAACUCUGCAGCCUCCUUGAUGAUACGGGCCUUAGAAAUUGCUGACUUGAAGUUCUCAUGACUUUGUUGCUUCAACUACUAGUUGUCAAUGUUGUCCAAACAAUGGUUCAUCUUCCAUAUUGUAUCGUUGUAAUGGUGGAAAUGUCCAUGUGCUUGCUGUAGAGCCAUGAAGCUGCCAUUAGUAGCCGGUCAUCUCCUCCUUGACUUGGGAUUCUCUCUAGCGGCUAUACGGUCCAGUUAAGGAGAGAGAGAUACAGUGGUGGGAUUUGCUUUAACAUGUGAAUUUUACUACUUAUCGCUCCUUGCCGGACCAGGCAGCUGCUAUUGGAGAAUUUAUGCCCUGCUGCUGUAAUGACUACUUGAAAUUAGAAGUAAUUGGCAAUUAGCAUGAUAAUAUGUGAAUAAAGUUCAAUUUAAUGUUCUCAAAACUUUCCUUUUUCUUCUGUUGUUUAUGGAUAACUUCUCUAACUA
Messenger RNA from Neltuma alba, 1671 nucleotides. RefSeq names its product ribonuclease 3-like protein 2. NCBI's taxonomy places the organism in Eukaryota, Viridiplantae, Streptophyta, Magnoliopsida, Fabales, Fabaceae. The transcript is spliced from 4 exons. Gene Ontology annotation, biological process: siRNA processing. Bases 95 to 1261 code for a protein of 388 amino acids. Gene Ontology annotation, molecular function: ribonuclease III activity; RNA binding. Gene Ontology annotation, cellular component: cytoplasm; nucleus. The record is from RefSeq and is a predicted model, not a curated record.